Schizophyllum commune H4-8 is the source of this 3550-nucleotide messenger RNA. RefSeq lists its product as uncharacterized. The record is from RefSeq and is a predicted model, not a curated record. Gene Ontology annotation, molecular function: protein binding. NCBI's taxonomy places the organism in Eukaryota, Fungi, Basidiomycota, Agaricomycetes, Agaricales, Schizophyllaceae. The coding region runs from base 141 to 3458 and encodes 1105 amino acids. The transcript is spliced from 8 exons.
GUACUGCUGCGUUAGGUGAACUUUCGCCACAGAGGCCGUCGAAUGCGCAUCCAUCGGCGAUUGGGCCCAGAGCUGGGAGGCGGAUUACUACGAUUGCGCCGUCUGAUUUGGGUAUGCCUAUACCGGAGCGCGUUGGGACCAUGGUCUUCGAUCAUGCUACGGGCAGAUGGGUGAGGCAGGGCCAUGAUUCUUCAGACGAUACAACGGACGUCUUCGGAGAUAUAGACAGCUUGCGAAGCGGGGACAACGCCAGUGUCAGCGGUUUCGGGCAGAGUACAAGCUCGACCGAGUCAAGGUCGCUACCACUCCCAGACGCCAGCGGAUACGCUGACCAGGACGAACUACUACAUUCCCAUCUCCCCGAGUCGUCGUUCUUGAGCGACGAGUACCUACCUCAGGAAGAAUUCGACAUCGACAUCUCUUCAGAACCUCCUACUGGCCAUGUUGUACCCGUCAUGACGGGGCAGAUGUCGUUCAUUGACGAAGAGGAAGGCGAGUAUAUCGACUAUAGCUACAUGGUUCAGCAGUCGCCUGGUCAGGAGCAGCGCUACUCGUCCUUCACCACGUCGUCCUCGGAUUCGGAUGUGGACGACGUGACUCAUACCGAUCGUCCUUAUCUGGAGCAACAGCAGCAACUGGCGCAGUUCCGCGCGAGGACAAGGAGUGCGGACGCAUCCAGUGAUUCUACCGACGCUGGCGACGAACCCGAGCCAUAUGCUCAUGUUGAAGAGAUCAUGGACGACGAGGAUGGGUUCGACGACGAUCUUCCACCAGAGGACGAGGAGGAAGAAGAGGAAGACGACGACGACGAUACGGAGCGACCCCAUCUCUAUGCUCCGAAGCCUGAGCAUCCUCAGACCAAGAUCGAAGAGACGUCCCCAGCUGGCCUAGGAUAUUUGGCUCCGCCGCCUUCGUCUCACCCCGGUUCCUCCCCCAUGUCUCAAAGUCCUUCCGCAGGUACGCUCCGGUCUGCGCUCAAAUCCAAUCCCCUCAACUCGGGGGCACAAGCCUCGCAGCCGUCUGGUUCAGGUUACGCGGGCAGGGAUAGGAGGCCACACCGUCGCAGCGUCAGUUUCUCGGACGGGCGCUUGGACGGUCCGAUCCUUGGCCUCGGGGACUCGACAUCCUCUGCGGACACGCAAGACAAUGACCAGGCGGUCGAGGGCGACGAGGAUGAUGAGGUGUGGUUGGAGCAGAGCACGCGUACCAAUCGCCUCCUGCGGGAUCUGCAGGGGCUCGCGCUUGAGGACAGCGUGAUUGGCGAGCCGGACGCGCCGCAGCGCAAUCGUUCCUUCCAGCGAACCAUCUCCAGCUCGGCCCUGCAGUUCAAUGGCGACGACGCGGAUGCGAGCUCGGGCCCGCGCCACAGCUUCAGCCGGUUGGGCCCCGACACUUCGUCCUCACACUCGAUGCGCGUGACAUCCGUCGUCGUCGAUGUUUCGCCCUCUGCGUUCCCCGUGCCACCCGGCAGGCCCUUGAGCCACGAAGAGCGUGUUCUGAGGACACAGACGAACACGCCAAACGUGACUCGUGGGACGGCGAUGUCUGCUUUCCCAUCGUUCUCUCUGGCCAGGUCGGCGUUGAUUCGCGCGUUGACGGACGUGGUGCCGUUCAUACCGUACUGGGACACGCUGCGUGAAGUCGACUUGACAGUCCUCGGUGCACCUGAAGACAACACAGGGCCCACAACCGGCGCACCACGAGACGGUAGCGGAGCAGCUGGUAUGGAAGUACGCCGCCAACAAGCAGCGCGCGAAGAGAGGGACGAGGACGACACGGGGUCUACGAACCGGGACGCCGAGAUGAGCCUUGCCGCCAGCGGAGAGAUGAAGCACGGUCGCCGCGGACAGAAGCUGGAAAGUCUGGUAGGCCUUGAGGACUGCUGCCCGGUGCUCGUAGGUGUGCGAGUAGCGAACAACGCGCUGACGUACCUCACGGGCCUCCCUCGUACGGUGCUGCGCCUCGACGCCGCGCACAACCAGCUCUCGGAGACGACGAGCUUCGGGGAAUGCUGCGCGCGCGUCGAGGCCCUCGAUGUGCGCGGGAACCGGCUCGCGGGCGGCGCGGACAAUCUGGCACCGCUACAGGCGCUGCGUACGCUGGACGCAUCCAAGAACCGGCUGACCUCCGUGGCGGGGCUGCAGCGGCUGCGUAAUCUCGUGCGCCUUGACCUGCACGGGAACCGGAUCGAGGGGAAAGUGCAGAUUGGCGAUUGGCCCAAACUGGAGUACCUGAACCUCUCCGACAACAAGAUCACACACCUCCAGGGCCUCGACCGGAUGCCGGCGCUGGUGGUCUUGGAUAUCGACAACAACGACCUCGCCGAGCUUGUUCUCCCGCGCGGCGCUUUGACGCGGCUCCGCAUCCUCCGGCUCAGCGGGAAUGCGCGCGUGCGGAGGGUCGACGGGGUGGACCGACUCCCGUCGCUAAGGGUGUUCUACGCGGACGGGUGCAGGAUGGAGGUUGGGGCGCUCGUUGGCCCUGAGAGCAACCGGGAUGUCCGAGCAGACAGGAGCAUUGAGGACGUACCAGGCGACCCAGAUGAGAACAACCUAAGCUUGCGCCGCGCACCGAGGUUGAGCGACCUCGAUUUGCGGAGAAGUAGCUCGUCGGGUGCAACGGAUGGACCGAGGACAGCGUCGGGGUCGUCUGCGAGGCGCUGGCCGGUGAAGCUGGAGAAUCUGAGUCUGCGGAAUCAGUGUCGCGAGCGAGGCGCGGCGAGGAAGAGGAGGGAUGCGGUGGACUUGAUGGCGUUAACGAGCGAUGUGCGAGAUGUGAAGAGGUUGUACUUGAGUGGCAACGCCAUCUCAUACUCACCCGUUUCGCGCGCCGUGCCGUGCUACAGCCUCGUCUACCUUGAGCUCGCGGCGUGCCGACUGACCGCGUUGCCGGACGCGUUCGCGGGCCUCUUUCCGAACGUGCGAGUGUUGAACCUCAACUACAAUUUCCUGGCGGAUCCAGAGGCGGCGAAGCUGAGGGGCUUGGUAAGGUUGAGGAGAUUGAGUAUGGUUGGUGGGCGGGUCGGAGACGCGAAGGUUUUGGUAGGAAUCGUGAGCGGGAUGCACGAAGUGGAGAGCGUCGACUUUCGGAUGAAUCCGUGUACGCUGGGAUGGUACCUGCCUCUGCUUGUGAAGGACGUCCCUGGGGCGCUGUCGCCGUCCGCGGCGGGGGAGUGGGCGGAGAUGGAUGCGAAAUUCCGACGGGACCUGCCUGAUGAGGCGUACAUUGGGCGGCUUGCAUAUCGUGGGCUGAUGAUGCAGCGGUGCGGGCAGCUGCGGACGCUGGACGGGGUGGGCGUGACGGAGAAGGAGAGUCGCAAGGCGGGGCGGCUGCUGAGCGCGGUGCGGGGGGCGGGGACGGCGGGGACAGGGGCAGCGGGCGGCGGGGGUUCGGGAUCGGCGGCGGCGACGGCGGCGGGGGCGGGGACGACGGCCGGGACGGGACCGGGUCGGGCGUAGAUGAGUCGGCCGCGGAGGCUAGCAGCGACCGCGGGCGGGGGGCGACGGACCGUGUUCGGGUCGCGACGCCGCGUUGAUCGCGUACCUGCAAU